Molecule: messenger RNA, 1138 nt
Organism: Mycotypha africana
Lineage: Eukaryota; Fungi; Mucoromycota; Mucoromycetes; Mucorales; Mycotyphaceae
Exons: 1
Coding region: 233-1006 (257 amino acids)
Source: RefSeq, a predicted model, not a curated record
CUAUAAACAAAAAAUUAAAGUAUGACUUUACGGAGUGCAUAAAUAGAAACAACUCGGAUUUCCGAAUGGAAUUUCCACUAAGUCCAACGUUACCUUAAUGUGAUCACAUUUGUAUAUAAAAAUUGGGAUUUUUUGUCAAUUGCUUGUUUUGUCUUUUGGAUAUAAAAGAGAUCCAUUUUUUUCUUCUUCUUGAUAUCUCCGAACCUUGUUGGAUCUUCUUUAUCAAUACAGCAUGCGCCUUUCAACAACACCUGAUUCAGUGGCUCUUCUUUACCCGUCUUCGACACAUGGUGCAGCUAAUCUAACUGGCACUCCUAGUCAUACUACAAUGAAUCAUUUUAAGAGAGCAGUAACCAGUAUCAUCUCCAAGUUACCUCAGCAAUCACAAGCUACCAAGAAGUACCGUAAGGUAUCACCCGUCAUCAAGAACAACAAUAGUACCUACAUAAAAAUAGUCUCAAAGAAGCAGCACCGAGCACCGGUGGCAUCCCCACCUUCUUCCCCGCCUUCUUCCCCGCCUCAGCCAUCCAAUGCUACUAGUUCUUCGGCUAUUAGUCGAGAGCAUAAAAUUUACCGUGAUUUGAGGAAUUAUUACACCAACAAUAAUAACAGUGCAGCCAACCAACGACAAUCAGCGGAAGUUGACCAUCAACAACAUAGAGUUGAACACCAUCAGACUGUUCAGCAAUAUCAAGAUCAACAGCAGACAAGAAAAACGAAUCAGUCCUCAUCAGUGAUAAAAAAAGCAGCCGUACUCAAUCGCUGGAAAGAAGGCUCUUCUUCUUUGUCUUGCAUUGCACCACCACAAUUCAUAACACAUACUUAUAUUAGAGACAUAAGAUCGAAUCCAAAUCAUCUCCGUCUACUAGCCAUGACUAAUAAUUAUUGCAGCCAGAACAAUACAACGCUAAACCCUGGAAAGAUGCAUGUCAUUCAACGAAGACAGGAUCAGUUCGUUUGGGGGAAUGGUUCAAGCUUACGUAACGGCCUAACGAUAGCAGCUUGAUAGACUGACUAUCUUUACUACAAUUAGCACCAGCUUACACUCUUUGAAACAACAACAACAACAACAACAAAUAUACCAGUAUUUCAUAUGUACAGAUAUUUGAUAUUUUUAUUAGUCGUGCCUUUGUGCACA